Molecule: messenger RNA, 2302 nt
Organism: Cryptotermes secundus
Lineage: Eukaryota; Metazoa; Arthropoda; Insecta; Blattodea; Kalotermitidae
Product: serine/threonine-protein kinase polo
Exons: 10
Coding region: 104-1852 (582 amino acids)
Biological process (GO): protein phosphorylation; regulation of cytokinesis; mitotic cell cycle
Cellular component (GO): centrosome; nucleus; cytoplasm
Molecular function (GO): protein binding; protein serine/threonine kinase activity; ATP binding
Source: RefSeq, a predicted model, not a curated record
UAAAGCGUACAUAGAUUUGAAACGGUUUGGUGUCUUGUGCGAAGUGUGCAAAAGAAAUCUAUACCGUUUAUUCAUUUCUCUCUUGGAAUUUUCUUUGAAAACAAUGGCAUCGAGAGAUGAUGACAAACAAAAUAUCCCCGAACUUAUAUUCGACGCAGGGGCUAAUGUAACGUACAGGAAAGGCAGAUUCUUCGGAAAGGGUGGUUUUGCGAAGUGUUACGAGAUAACUGAUAUGAAGACCGGCAAUGUGUAUGCUGGUAAAAUUGUCUCCAAGAAUCUGAUGACCAUUCAAAAUUACAAGGAGGAGUUGACGCAGGAAAUAGCUAUUCAUCGAAGUUUAAACCAUAGAAAUGUGGUGGGAUUCCAUGGAUUUUUUGAGGAUAAUCAGAAUGUCUAUAUUGUGUUGGAACUUUGCAGGAGAAGGUCAAUGAUGGAGUUACACAAACGCAGAAAAGCUUUAAUUGAGGCUGAAGUCCGAUAUUAUAUGCGUCAAAUACUGCUUGGUGUUAUUUAUCUCCAUGAACAGAGGAUUAUCCAUCGUGAUCUCAAACUUGGGAAUUUAUUUCUUAAUGAUGACUUGGAAGUGAAGAUUGGAGAUUUUGGCCUUGCUGCUAAGAUUGAAUUUGAUGGAGAGAGGAAAAGGACAGUUUGUGAUACACCCAACUACGUUGCUCCAGAAGUCGUGACCAAGAAGGGGCAUAGCUUUGAGGCGGACAUCUGGUCAAUUGGCUGUAUAUUGUACACACUGUUGAUUGGAAAGCCACCGUUUGAGACUAAUUCGCUGCCGGAGACAUAUUCUCGGAUAAAGAGGUGUGAAUAUAAGAUACCAGCAUCCUCACAGAUAUCAAGUUCUGCCAUUAAAAUGAUCCGAGCAACACUCCAGCUGGAUCCCAAGUGCCGACCAAAGGUGGAGGAACUUCUCAACAGUGAAUUUUUCACAUCUGGUUACAUUCCAUCCCAGUUGCCUGUAUCCUGUUUGACUGUGGCCCCAAGAGCAGAUAAACUGGAGAAGGUUGUGGGCAGGAAACCUCUUCUUGAAGUCAACACCAUUAGUGAAGUGGGUGCAGGUGGUUCAAGUCCAAAGAAAAAGACUGGAUCCGGUCAUCCCAGUGGCAGCCUUCCUCGACACAAUAGUGAUCAGCGUGACAGUCCAGCAGCUGACUCUCAUCACCAUCUUCUCACCCUAAGAGACCAGUUGUGUUCUCUGCUCAAAUCAAACCCUAGCAGAGAGACCAGAGUGUCUGGAGAUGAAGACACUGACCCAGCUGAGGGCACUGACCCAGCUGCUCAGCCUGUUGUUUGGAUUAGUAAGUGGGUAGAUUACUCAGACAAAUAUGGGUUUGGAUACCAGCUUUGCGACGAAGGUGUCGGCGUUUUGUUCAAUGAUUCGACCAAGCUUGUCAUGUUAGCUAAUGGAAAGAAUGUGCAGUACAUAACCCGUGAAGGAAAGGAGUUCUACUACUUGAUGGAGGAGUACCCGGACACAUUGGACAAGAAGAUGAAAUUGUUGUCAUACUUUCGUCGUUAUAUGACUGAACAUCUAGUGAAAGCUGGUGCAACCGUUCCCGUUCGUGAAUGUGACUCUCUAAGCAGAGUGCCUUACUUGACCCGGUGGUUCCGCACCUCAUCAGCUGUUGUGAUGCUCCUGACCAAUGGGACCCUGCAGAUCAACUUCAUGGACCACACGAAGAUCAUCAUGUGUCCGCUUAUGGCUGCAGUCACGUAUAUAGAUGAAAACAAGAACUUUCGCACUUUCCGGUUUAGUUCAAUUAAACAGAAUGGUUGUAACGAAUAUCUUGGCUGUUGCCUUAAAUAUGCUUUGGACAAGAUAAAUCUUAUUCUGUCAACAUAACUGAAAGUUUUUGAUAUGCUUUGUCAAGAUGAUGUAAUUGUUUGAAAGCUGGUAUUUUGUCAUAGGGUGAACAUUUCACAUUUUAAACUGUGUGUGUGCCCUUUGCCUGUACACAUGUCAGUAUUUUAUAUCAGUGAUACUGGAUUUUGCAUUUGUACGCAUGCACAGAAUGGCAGCAGUCAUAUUUCUUCCAUAACAAUGAUUGGACAAAAUCCCAUUGAGGCUAUUGAAAUUGUUCUUUCAUCUUUCUUUCUAAUUACAAAAGUGUGGUUGCCACAGUAAAUACUGGUUUCCUCCAGCAUGUUCUUAAAUCAUUGGUUUUACUUGUGUUUUUGGCUUUCAUGUGAAGGAAUUACCAAUUGCUCACAAAUCACCCAACCUGCAAGUUGAUUUUAGGUUGCACUUCAACUAAAUGAGUUUGUCGCCUCUGACGACUUAACAGCUGUCUCU